ACACAGGCAGUAUCUCACUGUUCUGGCAUCCGAAAUACAGCAUUAGACUCCCAGAGGACGUUUCUACAAGGAUCACAUCUGCUGCAGGAGUGAUGUUUUCACAGAUGAAUAACCCAUGCCAGACAAGAGUUAUCACUGUCGUCCUAAGAUUCCCCUAACUGGGAAUAUAAAAUUUCUAAGGGGCUCUGACUUGGUGAGAUCUGUGGAGUCAGCAAACAGACGGGAGAGGAUUUGAUAUUCAAAGAAGCAGAACUACAGUGUUUUCUUUAAAACCUUGGACGAUCAGUGUGGUUCUUGCUAAUUUGGAGGAACAGAGGUUAUCAAUGUACCCAUGGUCAAAAAGUACAGUCUAAUGGUAUAAAGCGAUGAGGCCAGAUGAUAUCAACCCUCGUACAGGACUGGUGGUGGCCUUGGUGAGCAUCUUUCUUGUGUUUGGCUUUAUGUUUACAGUUUCUGGGUUCAAAGGAGAGAUGCUGGGACCCAUCCCACUUAUUGCUAUAGGACCAGCUAUUUUUCUACCAGGAGUUGCUGCUAUUACCCUUACAAGGAGAACUGAAGGCUGUACAAAGUGGCCAUACAGAAGGUUUGCCUGCUGCAAGAAACCCAAGGAUAAAGAAAAUGUUGAACUUCUGAAGACCCCGUCAGACAUGGAGUCUGGAAAGGGUAGUUCUAAUGAGCUAGACAAAAAGGGAGAGUCAAAGAAAAAAGGAGAGGACAAAGAAUCUAGCAAAGUCAUCACUAUAGGGGAUGCCAGGACGCUCAGCAAUAAAGCGGAAGAAAAUGAGGUGCUUAAGUACUUGGAACAGUGUUAUUCCACAAACACAUUACCAGGCGGGGGGGAAAACCAUAACACAUGUUCUGUUUUUGAUAAAACGUGUGCAUCAGACAGAAUUAUCUACAAUGCAACAGAGGAGAAGGUUAUAAUUGAUCCCAGGGAUAGUGAUGGUGGAGUCUGCCCUCAGAAGCAGAAUAGUCCCCAUAACAGGUACUGCUGUUACGUAAAACCAACAGAAGUGAACUUGGACCAAGAGACAGUUGUCUGAAUCCUUAUGAAUGCACUGUAUAAAAAUAAUUGCACUGCAUGACAGAUUCCGUCAGUGAGAACAGACAAAGUACUUGCUCACAACCUUUUUUUUCCAAAGUGUUGUUAAAGCGGACCAGCAUGUUUAUGCUUUUAAUUCUCUCUGUUUCCUUUCUACUGAUUCGGACCAAUCUUGUUUUUUUGUUUUUUUUCUUUUCUAUCUUUCAAUACAGUGCCUUGACACAGAGUAGAACAUCAGAACUAGUGCAUUGAGUGUUACUGAUUAAACAGAAAUGCAAUGGGAGCACAGGCAAAUUGCAGACUACAGGAGAAACCUUUGUGUCUUCCAAAACAUUGUUGUGAUAGUAAUUUAUUUCAUAAAUCAUGUAUGACCCCAAAAUAUAAGAUUACACACUGAAGAACAGGUACCAUUACAAUUACUGGAUGGUAAUUUAGUAUGUUUCUUUUCAGCAUCUCAAUCGUUUGUUCUGACAUUUACACAAUGGGGAACAUUUGAAUCCUGAUUUAACCAUUUAAGUGCAGGAGUGUGCAAUGCACGGAUUUGCACUGGGUUACAUGCAUUCCAAUAUUUGUGGGUUACGUUUGAUUAUUUCUUGUUUGUUUUUUACCGGAUAUUUUUUUUUUUUUCUUGAAGGGUUGCACAAAGGAAGGCACAAGAUUUGUGACCUAGAAAAAAAUAAAUGUGAAACUGUAGAAGCAAAUUCAAGGCUUUAGGUGCUCCUGUUAGCUUUCUGAGAUCAGACAAUGGGACAAUGGAUUUUUGUUUACACUUAUUGUCUUACAGAAAAAAAAUCUACCCUAAAAUUGCUUAUAAUUCUAAUAUAUGGCAGUGUAAGAUGACACCACAUUUAUAGAUAGUUAUGCUUUUUAUGCCCUACAAUCUAUUAUGCAAUCUUUAUUAUCAACUUUAUUUCAAAGUUCUAGACUGUAGGAAUAUCUCUUAUAAAUAUUUAAAUUUAUUGCUUGAUUAAUUGCUAUUUUAGAAUUUGAAUCUUACCCAAUCGUUGUUAAUAAUGUGUUUUCAUUUUACGUGUCUAAUCCAACUGAGAGGUGAAUUUUGAAGUGCUAAAAAUUGCACACCUUUUUGGCAGUUAAGGUGUUAAGCCUGAAUGGCUGGUGUUAUGUACUGAUGACAUUUUUCAAAUAUUAAUGGUUAUGUGUGUAAAGUCGUGUGAUUCUGCUAGCAUGAUAUACAGCAUGGGUUAAUUGUACACACUUUAUAGCUUACGUAUGUUUUUUUUUAUUUCAAGUAAGGCUGCUUCACCUCUCGCUUUUUGAAAGGGCUUGGAAAAUAAAUUGUUUUUGAGUCCUCUGGCAAUAUAGAGAACAAUGUCAAAAGUUGACCAGGCUUUUAAGUAUUUUGAGUGUUGGGGAGUGGGGGGAUGCCUGUACAAUAAUGGCCCAUUACACUAGGUGGCGUGAGUGAAUUCAGAUACAUUUACCUGCAAAAAUAAGGUAGGCAACACAGUGGCAUUGACAAUUUAUUCAGAACAGUGCAGAUUCAUACAGUUCUGAAUGUACAUUAAGAUUUAAAAUUGGAGGAAAAUAUAAAAGCGAAGUCCAAACAAAAUGUACA
Messenger RNA from Pelobates fuscus (common spadefoot toad), 2618 nucleotides. RefSeq names its product transmembrane protein 215 (gene TMEM215). NCBI's taxonomy places the organism in Eukaryota, Metazoa, Chordata, Amphibia, Anura, Pelobatidae. The record is from RefSeq and is a predicted model, not a curated record. Bases 366 to 1043 code for a protein of 225 amino acids. The transcript has a single exon.